Molecule: messenger RNA, 5263 nt
Organism: Anopheles funestus (African malaria mosquito)
Lineage: Eukaryota; Metazoa; Arthropoda; Insecta; Diptera; Culicidae
Gene: Sara
Product: zinc finger FYVE domain-containing protein 9
Exons: 5
Coding region: 292-4485 (1397 amino acids)
Biological process (GO): endosomal transport
Cellular component (GO): early endosome membrane
Molecular function (GO): metal ion binding
Source: RefSeq, a predicted model, not a curated record
UCUAAAAUAUAAACAAAUGUCAAAGAGCCCUGCAUGGCAUGACCUGCCGUUCUUGAUUUCUUUGACGGAUGAUAAACAGGUUGUAAGCAAAAGCAAAAAAAUAUGUGUAGACAUAAUUCGGCGUAAUAAUAGUCUUUGGUCGGAGAUUUAGUGCGGAAGUCGAGCGGAUCGCGUAAAUUUUCCUAUGAAAACGCUAGUGUGUUAGCUCGGGCGGAAGGAUUGACAAACGAGUGUCCUUGAUCGAUCACAUACAGGGCGGUUCCGAUUGUAUACAUCGGAGAAACCCACACAAUGGAUUUGGUGGACAUUGACAAGGUGUUGGAUGAUCUAGAGCUGAAUGAAGACGAUGGCAAUAGUGCCGCUGUUACAAAGACAUCAGACGCAAAGUCGAGUGCCCGAGAACCGGGUGUCUCGGUAAAUGGCACGUCGGAGCAGGCAUCGGUGGGAUCGGCCACAGUGUCGCAGGAAAAGUUAAAGUUUAAGGCCAACGUAGUUAAUGUGUCAACAGUGUUUUCCAGUCUUAACGAGUACGUGAACGCGGGCGGUACGGAAUUGGGUGGUGCGAAGCAUGCAAUCCUAAAUGACAUUCACGACCUGGGCAUACCGAGCGAAAGAAAGCCACUGUUGACACCUCCGUCGACAUCGUCGAUUUCGUCCGACGUAAAAACGUCGUCGGCGGCAGCUACGUCAUCCUCUGUUCCAACUUCUCCGCAGCAUGUCGAGUCCUCACCGACGACAUCACCCGAUUCGUCCGCUUCGUCGGUGUCGUGCUGUUCCUCGCGAGUAGCCUCAUCGUCAGCAUCCUCUUCCGCACAUUCCUCUUCGAGGUCAUCGUCAUCGGCAUCGUCGUCCGGGUCCAGCAGCGAUGGCGAGGAGGCUGACAAGCAGGAUGCUAAAGGCGAACGUGCCCUUGGCCAUGGGCAUGAAAAACUUCCCGAGGAACUGUCCUCACUAAGCGCCGAGGAUUACGUUCUGGACACGUCCUCGAUGACCACGUUGGCUACCACCAACGAAGGAGGCGCACGGAAGGGAACGACAGCGCCCGAUGCCCAGGAUACGUCAGCAUUUUCCUACAAGAAUAGUCUGUACUCGGAUACGCUGAGCAAUGAUGUGAUAAACCUGGAAGGAAUCUCUUCCAUCUCCUCCAUCGUAGCCGUUGACCUCACGAAGAGUGGCCAAGCACCGUUGGUGCGUGAGGCGAAUGGGCUUGUGGAGGGUGCCCCUGUGGCGAAGGACGAGAUAGAAACGACGGCACAGGACGACGUGGAACGGGCGGGAAAGCCGCAAGAUGCGGACGAUGAACGUAAACCGGUGGUCGGAUUCGAAUCGACGAUGGACGAUGUGUCCGACACGGAGCUGGAGAGUUACUUGCAAGAGUUGGAAGAGUUCGAUUUCCGUAGUGUGAAUGUUGAAACGACGGUACCACCGAAACCGGACGCAGAUUCGGUCACGAUGCCGGACCCGGCAGUACAAUCCCAGCCGGAAGUUGAGGGUGUGGCUGUAGAGAUGGUGGUAAACAGCUCGACGAUCGUGAAGGAUCGUGCCGAUGAAAACAGUAUCGACAGUCGUAGCGAUGAUGAGAUCAGUCCCAGUUCGUCCCGGGGAGAAAAUGAGGACGAUCUAAUAUCGCAAGCAUCUACGCUGGAGUUUAACGAUUUGGCAAUGGGAGCGACUGCGGCAGUGGCGGCGACCACACCACUCCCAGCAGCAGUCGGACCGGUAGUAGUGGAACCGUCGGAAGGAGCACUUGCAAUGGGUUCCGAACUGGACAUUCCCAUUCCGGCCGAUACCGAGGUUUCGGGCGACUUUCCAUUGGACGAAGAUGGAAGUGAGAUCAAGUUUAUCGACUGUACCGAAACGGAGUCGGAACGACGUCUAAUGGACUCGCCGGAAGAUGAAAUUCACCGGAUGAGCCUAUCACAUCCCGAGAGACCCACGUCCCUGGAGUUGGGAAAUGGCGUGGUGAGCGAAAGUGGUUUGGUGGAUAGUAACAUUCCGUCCUCACCGGGUCAUACGCCUCCCUCGUCGCGGAUUAUUGUUCCCGACCAGGGACUCACGUUAUCUUCCACCAGUUCGGAUGAUUUCGGUGCCUCAGUUGAAGGUAGAGCGGCAUCACACGGUGGCAUGGUGGAGGAAGGUUCACGAUUGGCUAUUGCCGAUCCGAUUCAAUCGCCCAUUGCCGCUCCCAUGUCGGUAACACCGCUGCUCAGCCCAGCCCAGGCACAGCUCGGCAAGAUACAACCGUUCUGGAUGCCGGACAACUCAACCAAAUUUUGCAUGCAAUGUAACCAAAAGUUUUCCGUCAUCAAAAGACGUCACCAUUGCCGGGCUUGUGGUCAGGUGCUCUGUUCGUCCUGUUGCUGUCUGAAGGCAAAGUUGGAAUACUUGGGCGACGUUGAGGCACGUAUCUGUAUCGAGUGUGAUGUGAUACUGAGCAUUCAGCAGCAACAGGCCAUGGAGGCGGAUCAGCAUCAGAUGGCCGCCCUGCAGAGUGGAGACGGUCGAAGCAUCGGGGCGUCCGCAGGUGCCAGUAGUCAAAGACAGCCGAAUCCAAAUAAUCCGAUGGAAUAUUGCUCGGUCAUUCCACCGCUGCAGCAGGCCGCCAGCAAUCAGCCACAGUCUCCCAUCUCGGUGAUGGUCCCGGUUGGUGUGUUGAAGCGUGCUGGAGCUCCACGGAACAUGCGCAAAGAUAAGAACGUUAUCUUCAGUGACGGCAUUCGACCCGGGUGCGAUUUGACCGAACUUGACCAGAACUGGGAUGCGGUACCGACGCGCACUUCGCCACCAAGAUCUCGUAAGCUGCGCGUCCAAACGCCGCCCGGUGUGGACGAGGACGCAAGUGCCGUUCCACGUGCCGGAGGACAGCUGACGUCCUUGAUACCGCCGGAAGAGAACAAACUGCCGCCGGUGUUGAAGCGCAUCAGCCCUACCGAGAGUAAGCUGGUCGAGAUCGAAAAUGAUGCAUCGCUGUUGGAAGGAUUGCGCGAGGUGACACUCACGUUUGCGAUACAGAAGAACUUUCACGUGCUGGUGACGGUGGUGGAUUUGGCGUGCUGCAUCAAUCGGACAGUGAUCAACUUCACCACGCGUGGGUUGCAUUACGUCGGGCAGGACGAGAUCAUCAUACUGCUCGUGUUGGGUGAUUCGCGCGUACUUCCGAAGGACAUCUUUGUCCAUUUGAACGAGAUCUACUGUGAAGCGGAUCGGGGUCACAUUAUUACGGAGCUUGGAUUUUCGCCUGCACGAUCGAACAAUUUUCUCGGGUCAAAGAAUCAUGGAGGGUUUCUGUAUGUGCGGCCCACAUACCAAUGUAUGAAGGCGGUGAUCGCACCUGAAGCGCCGUACUUGAUCGGAAUUUUGAUCCAUCGCUGGGAGGUACCGUGGGCUAAAAUACUGCCCCUGCGGUUGAUGUUACGCCUCGGUGCACUAUACCAGUACUAUCCGUGUCCGCAUGUGAGUGAACGCGAGCGAGAAUCGGUGUACGUGGAGAUUGCCCAAACGAUAGUGAAUCUUUUGGCAGACUUCCGGCACUUUAGCUACACCAUACCGAGCGUACGCGGCAUGGUGAUCCAUCUUGAGGAUCACAAAACGAGUAUACUGAUACCGCGCAAUCGGUACGAACAGAUGGUAAAGGUGGUGGACGGUUCGAGCGAGCAGCUGAUGGCUGUGGGUGGGAAUUUUAGCAAACUGGCCGAUGGACACUUGGUGUGCAUACAGAACACGGAGUCCGGAUGCCCGGAAGCGACACAGUACACGACGCAAGCGAUCGAUAUCGAGAGUCAGCCGCGUAAGGUAACAGGGGCAAGCUUUCUGGUGCUGGAUGGAUCGCUCAAGCCGAACUCGGGCCUGACCGGUAGGUGUACCAUCCUGGAGGAUGGGCUGCGGGUUUUGAUACCGCCGGUGAAGUUGCAGCUCGUGAAGGAAGCGCUGAAGGCGAUGAAAGAUUAUCAAAUCGUUUGCGGACCAACCGAGGGAGACGACAGCCAGAAGGAGCUGGUGUCGAUCGAAUGGACGUCGAACGAUCUGAACUUUAACAUUGGCGUUACUUCAUGUAUCGAUCGGAAAGCGUUCGACGGUGUGCCCAGCAUACGGGUACACCGGGGAACGGAUUACUCCAACUCGAAUCACAUCAUCCGCUGGACGGAAGUUUUUAUUCUGAAGGGAGACGAAGAAUCUAACAAUCCCGGUGACCCGAUCAACAUGUCGAAGGUUUCGGAAACGGUUGCCAAAACGGCUUGCAAGGCACUGAUCGAGUAUCUCGACCUACUGGCAUCAAACGGUCAUACCAAAAUCGCUCUACGGAUCAGUUCCAACCGUGGUGAGAUGGCGUACGUAGCGGGCAGUGGUGGCAAUGCACUCGCUCCACUGUAUUCAAAUGUGUUGGGACAAGCGGUGAUGGAAUUGCUGCAAAGGCAGGCCACGACACUGCAUCUUGACCAGCAUGAUAUUGUAUUCGAACUGAUAUUCCACAUUCUUGACAAGUAAUCCAAAACUGAGCCCAGAACUGAGUGUUAAUGGACGCAAUAUUGGACAAACACACAAUAACCGUCUGCCUACGAUGAGUUUUCGGUGUACGUUGGUUUUGGUUGCGGGUUACGUUACGUUGUUUUCGGAAGACAAGCUUCUACUUUUGUUUUUUUUUUCCUCUAGCGUAACGCUCUGACCCGGCGACCAGAUACGUGGUUAUAGAGUAGGGUACAUGGAAAACAAACAACUUUCGUUCGGACAAAAGCGAAAGUGAGUGAUUGUAGUAUUUGCUUCGAACAAACCAAUUAACCAAGUGCUAGCCCGGGCAGUACAGGAAACGGAGACGAGUCACACAUUCAUCGGGUGCAUAGCAAAACCGAAAGCGAAAGACGGUGGUGACGUGACGUGUGAAGACGCCGGAUAGAAGAGGAAGAAAAAAAAAUGGAAACGUACACACCAGGUGCAUACCGUGAAUUAUAUAGAGUAUAAAGAUUAUACAUAUAUACAUAGAUAUAGAUAUAUAUAUUUCUUAUAUAUAUAGUUAAAAUUAUUGAAAUGAGGAAACAGAAAGCCAGUCACAAGUUUAUUAUGUCAGCUGUUUAUAGGUAGACGGUGGAAGAGGAAUAUUUAUAUAUGAUUUGGAAGUUUUAGUGCCGACAGACAACCGGGUUGACGCAAUAUGGCAGCAAAUGGUAUUUGCAAUGAUAGUUACUACGUUCAGCGGCAAGUUGGCCAAGUUGCAAGCAUGAUAAUAGCAAAUAUAUUAGUGCACACGAGUGCACCACUAUACAACGUA